Vanrija pseudolonga is the source of this 3689-nucleotide messenger RNA. RefSeq names its product Structural maintenance of chromosome0s protein 2 (gene cut14). Lineage: Eukaryota; Fungi; Basidiomycota; Tremellomycetes; Trichosporonales; Trichosporonaceae. Gene Ontology annotation, cellular component: chromosome. The transcript has 9 exons. The coding region runs from base 27 to 3689 and encodes 1220 amino acids. Gene Ontology annotation, biological process: chromosome organization. The record is from RefSeq and is a predicted model, not a curated record. Gene Ontology annotation, molecular function: ATP hydrolysis activity; protein binding; ATP binding.
ACGACAACCACAAGCCCUCGACCAAGAUGAGGAUCGAAGAACUCAUCCUGGACGGCUUCAAGUCGUAUCCUGUCCGGACGACCAUCUCAAACUUCGAUGAGUCGUUCAAUGCCAUCACCGGCCUCAAUGGUUCGGGAAAGUCCAACAUCCUCGAUGCCAUCUGUUUCGUGCUUGGUAUCACCAACAUGCAGUCGGUUCGCGCAAACAACCUCAUGGACCUCAUCUACAAGCGUGGACAGGCAGGCAUCACCAAGGCCUCCGUCACGAUCGUGUUCAACAACCAGGACCGUUCCAAGAGCCCUGUCGGCUUUGAGAAUGCAGCGCAAAUUACAGUCACCCGUCAGAUUGCGGUCGGAAACGUAUCCAAGUACCUCUUGAACGGCCACAAGUCGACUCUGCAGGCCAUCCAGAACCUGUUCCAGUCGGUGCAGCUCAACAUCAACAACCCCAACUUCCUCAUCAUGCAGGGCAAGAUCACCAAGGUGCUUAACAUGAAGCCGGCUGAGAUUCUCGGUAUGGUCGAGGAGGCUGCGGGCACCAGGAUGUUCGAGGAACGCAAGGACAAGGCUGUCAAGACUAUGGCCAAGAAGGACAAGAAGGUCGAGGAGAUUGAAUCGCUUCUUCGUGAGGAGAUCGACCCCAAGCUCGAGAAGCUCCGCGCCGAGAAGAGGUCGUACCUCGAGUACCAGAAGGCGACCAGCGAGCUCGAGCGCCUUACCCGCCUCGUCAAGGCCUACGAGUGGAAGCUCGUUGUCGACAAGCUCGACAAGGCCGCUGGUAACAUCAACCAGAAGAAGAAGGACAUCGAGGUCGCUAAGGAGGACAUUGAGCGCGGUGGUCGCGAGUGCAAGGGUAUGGAGAGUGAGCUCGCGGACAUCGAGGCCAGGAGGACAAAGGAACUGGCCAAGGGCGGAAAGGUCCAGGGCCUCACCGACGCAGUCAAUGCGCUUGACCGUGAACUCGUCAAGACCAAGGCCCAGCUCGAGAUCCACGAGAGCACAGUUGCGGACGACGCGAAGCGCAUCGAGGUCGCCAAGAAGUCUGCCAAGGACCUGCAAGACUCCCUCGACAAUGGCCGCAAGUCGUCUUCCGCGGACUCUGCUGCUUUCGCAGAGCUCAAGGCGGCUUACGACGCCGGUGCCACCGAGCUUGCUCGCACAGAAGAACUCCUCCAGACUCUCCUCACCGGUGUCUCCUCGUCUUCCAACGACGACGAGAAUGCUGGUGGCUACCUCGGUCAGCUAGCCGAGGCCAAGGCCCGUCUCGCUGCUGCUGGUACGGCGGCUGAGCAGGCAAAGGUCAAGAUUGGCCUCGCUGAGCGUGAGCUCAAGGAGAAGGAGCCGCGCGCCAAGAAGGCUGAGAAGGAGGGUGAAGGGCUCAUCAAGGAGCUCGCGGCCAAGCGCGCCGACGCAGAGAAGCUCAAGACCCGUGUUGAAGCUGCUGGAUGGGACGAGACUAAGGAGAAUGAGCUCCUCUCCCGCCAGGCCGAGCACGGUCAGAAGGUCGCCCAGCUCUCGGAGCAGCGUGACAACCUCAAGUCGCGUCUCGCCGCCAUCGACUUCACCUACUCGGACCCGUACCCCAACUUUGACCGCUCCAAGGUCAAGGGUCUUGUCGCCACCCUCGUUGACCUCGACAAGGCCAACUUCGCAAGCUCCACUGCUCUUGAGAUCUGCGCUGGUGGAAAGCUCUACAAUGUCGUCGUCGAGGACGAGAAGGUCGGCUCGGCUCUCCUCGACAAGGGCAAGCUGCGCAAGCGUGUCACCCUCAUUCCCCUCAACAAGAUCAACGCCUUCCGCAUGUCGGCCGAGAAGAUUGCAGCCGCCAACAAGCUUGCGCCUGGCAAGGCCAAUGUGGCCCUCGACCUCAUCGGUUACGACGAAGAUGUCAGCGCCGCCAUGGCCUACGUCUUUGGCGACGUGUUCAUCUGCAAGGACAAGGAGUCGGCCCAGGCGGUCACAUUCAACAAGGCUAUUGGCGUGCGUUCGGUCACCCUCGACGGCGACGUCUAUGACCCCUCUGGCACUCUGUCCGGGGGUGCCGCUCCUUCAAGCUCUGGCCUUCUCGUCAAGGUCCAGGAACUUCGUGCUAUUGAGCGCGAGAUGAACAAGCACAAGCAGGCUUUGGAGGAAGCUUCGCGCGAGCUGGCCAGCGCCAAGAAGGUCAUCGACCAGUGGCGCAAGGACAAGCGCGAGCUUGACCUCUGCUCUCACGCCGUCCAUCUGCUCGAGGAGCAGGUCAGCGGCAGUAACGCCACCAAGAUCAUCUCAGAGGUCGAGGCCGCCCGCAAGUCCCUCGUCGAGCUGAAGGAAGUUGUCAGCGAGGCCAAGGAGAAGCAGAAGAUUGCCGCUGCCGACUGCAAGCGUCUCGAGAAGGAGAUGGAUGACUUCAAGAACAACAAGGACUCGAAGCUCAAGGAGAUCAAGGCGGACAUUGCCAGCAAGAAGAAGGAGCUUAGCAAGAAGACUACUCAGGUCAAGCUGCGCCAGAAGGAGGUCCAGACUGCCGAGCUCGAGCUCCAGCAGCUCGAGGCUGACGUCGAGGCUGCACAGGCCGAGAUCACGGAGGCCGAGUCUGCCCACUCGAAGAGCAAGGCUGAGCUCAAGGCCCUCGGCGAGACCUACGCUUCUCAGCAGUCCGACUACAAGGCUGCCGAGGCCAAGCUCAAGAAGGAGCGCGCCGUCCUUGUCGCGUUCGACACGGAGAUGGCCGACCUCGAGAAGGACCUCAAAGCCAAGCGCCAGGAGAUUGUCGACGCCGAGCUGGCCCUCAAGAAGCUCGACCAUGACCUUGUCCUUGUCACCAAGGAGCGCUCCUCCUCCGAGGCGAUGAAGGAGAAUCUCGAGAAGCAGUUCACGUGGAUUCCGGAUGAGCACCAGUUCUUCGGCAAGCCUGGAUCGCCUUACGACUUUGCGGGCGUCAACCUCAACCAGGCUCGUGAGCAGUGCCGAGAGCUCGAGGCGCAGCACAAGGGCAUGGGCCGCAAGAUCAACACCAAGGUCAUGAACAUGAUCGACAACGUCGAGAAGAAGGAGCAGGCAUUGCGCAAGAUGAUGGCGACCGUGCUCAAGGACAAGUCCAAGAUUGAGGACACGAUCGCCGAGCUCGACCGUUACAAGCGCGACGCUCUUCUCAAGACGUGGGAGAAGGUCAACAAGGACUUUGGUCUCAUCUUCGAGGAGCUCUUGCCUGGCAACUUUGCCAAGCUGCAGCCUCCCGAGGGCCAGGACCUGACCGAGGGUCUCGAGGUCAAGGUCCGCCUCGGCAGCGUCUGGAAGGCGAGCUUGACCGAGUUGUCGGGCGGUCAGCGAUCGCUCAUCGCGCUCUCGCUCAUCAUGUCUCUGCUCCAGUUCAAGCCGGCGCCAAUGUACAUUCUUGACGAGAUUGACGCCGCGCUCGACCUGCAGCACACACAACAUAUCGGCCAGCUCUUCCGCACACGGUUCAAGGGCAGCCAGUUCAUCGUCGUCUCGCUCAAGGAGGGUCUCUUCACCAACGCCAACGUCCUCUUCCGUGCACGCUUCCGCGACGGUACCUCGGUUGUCGAGCGCACGGCCAGCCGCUCCGCCAACGGCUUCUAUGAGGACAAGGAGAACAGCGCCGGCGGCGAUGGUGACAAGGCAGCCGCGGGCGGCAAGAAGCGGACAGCAGCGGGUAGCAGCACACGCGCGCCUCUCACUGUUAGAUAG